Messenger RNA from Pseudogymnoascus destructans, 498 nucleotides. RefSeq lists its product as uncharacterized. Lineage: Eukaryota; Fungi; Ascomycota; Leotiomycetes; Thelebolales; Thelebolaceae. The record is from RefSeq and is a predicted model, not a curated record. The coding region runs from base 1 to 498 and encodes 165 amino acids. The transcript is spliced from 2 exons.
AUGGCACCUAGUAAGAGGGUGGCCAUUAAGUGCCUUAGGACUAAGGCACCUACGUCCCGUAGGCGCGUCGCCCCCUACGCCCCACGUGGCCUCCUCGGUAAGCGCGUGGAGGCCUUGGCCUUUGAGGUCUCCAUGACCCGUAGGCGCCCCGGCGCCGUGGCUUACCGACCUCCUUCCUACACCCGUGACAGUCGUGUAUACCAGCCAGGGUCCCUACCAGAGUAUAGCCAAGGCAAAAGGCUUGAACAGGACAACUCAACUCGUUGGAACUCAUGGUCUCAUAUGAUUGGCUGCGCUCUAUGGCCUGGUGUUCAGCCUGCAAUUCGGAUGUUUUGCUCAGAGCACAAGGAUGAGCUUUGGGAUGAAACUUUGACUACUGAUGAGUGGUCUCAUCUUGAAGAAGUAUUUGGGAUUCUCAAGAUCCUAGAACAAACUACACUUGAUGUAGAAGGCUCGUUUGGCUCUCUUGGCAAGGUUAUUAUGACCAUGGAUUUUUAG